Phragmites australis (common reed) is the source of this 1244-nucleotide messenger RNA. Its product is annotated as protein FAF-like, chloroplastic. The transcript has 2 exons. Lineage: Eukaryota; Viridiplantae; Streptophyta; Magnoliopsida; Poales; Poaceae. The record is from RefSeq and is a predicted model, not a curated record. Bases 207 to 1013 code for a protein of 268 amino acids.
CAUCUCUCAUUUUUCUCCUAGUAUAUAUGCAUCUCUCCCUUUCUCACUAGUCAGAACAACACAAAAAUUGGAGUCAAGCUCUCAGUCACUCAUCUCAAACUGUUCUGCAAAUCCUUCAGCCCUGACACCAUAUCCGGAUCGACUCCUUUGCAGUUGCAGUGCAAGUUCACUUGUUUACAGUGCAUAUCUGAAGAGUUGAAUUCUUGAUGGCUACGCAGAUGGUGGCGGACGGCGGGCUGAGGCGGCUAUUCGAGAAGCCGUUGCCGGAGAAUCCGACGCUGAUGGAGGCGCUGUCUGUGUUGAACCACGUCCACCACCCCAAGAAGCCCAUCGACCCGGCGUCCUUCACCGAGAUCUUCGGCGAGCUCCACUUCCAAGAGAAGCAGCCCGACCGAGACGUCCUGCCGCAGCCUGCGCCGGCGCCUCGCCCUCCUCCCCGCACGGCGUCGUGGCUCGACGUCGCCGCCGAGGCCGAGAAGAGCAAGGACGACUCGUCGCUGGACGCACUCCUCAGGCCCAAGCCGGCGAGCACCGUGAGGAGGAGCGCGAGCUUCUGCAUGAAGAAAAGUUCGGCGUCGCUGCUGCUCUGCACCGAGGGGCUCGGCUCCGAGAGCACCGUGGACGCCGACGACAUGCUCAAGGACGGCGACGCCGAGGCCGCCGCUCUCAUCGGCCACAGCAAGGACAUGGAGGCGGACAGGAGCGGCGACGUGGACGCCGCCGGUGCUGCGCAGGAAGGGAAGGAGGAGAAGCGCCCGCCGUCGUUCCCGCCGCCGAUACGGUCGAUCGGGCGCGGCGGGAAGCCGUGCGUGUGCUUCCGGUCGUUCCGGGAGGAUGGGCGGUUCGUGCUGAUGGAGGUGGUGAUCCCCGGGAAGGAGCUCCUGCAGGCGUACCGCGAGGGCGGACGGCUCAGGCUGCAGUUCGCCAACGGCGCCUCUGCAGCUGCCGCUGGCGUGGGCGUCGACGAGGACAUGCACGGAGAAGACGACGACGAAGCAAGAACGCAUGCAUAGACGAAGACAAUAGCCCACUGUUCUCGAUGUGCAAGAUAUAGUUAAGUCCAAGAAGGUUAUUAUUGGCAUACUUGCAUGUGUUGAUUAGUAGCCACAUGUACUCCUAACAAUGUUACCUAUACACAGACACACGGGUGUCCAAAUCUAACUCAAAUUCAGAUAUUGGCAAUUAUAAUGAGAAGGUCCAAGAUAGUACAAGUUUAUGCAAUACGGUGAUCAAAGAAAAGAUAC